AUGGUUUCCUCCUCCACCAAGUCCAACCUCGAGCGCGAGGACCACGGUCGCGAUGCCGCCUUCAACAAGGCCCUCCACGGCAACUCGGCCCAGGCCCGCGGUGGAAUCGCCGCCAUGUUCUCCAAGGGCAGCGAUGCCAAGAAGGCCGCCGUCGACGAGUACUUCAAGCAUUGGGAUAACAAGCCCGCCGCCGACGAGACGCCCGAACAGCGAGCCGCCCGAACCGCCGAGUACGCGACUCUGACGAGACAUUAUUACAACCUGGCCACCGACCUGUACGAGUACGGCUGGGGCCAGUCGUUCCACUUCUGCCGCUUCUCCCACGGAGAGUCCUUCUACCAGGCCAUCGCCCGUCACGAGCACUACCUCGCCCACAGCAUGGGAAUCAAGGAGGGCGCCAAGGUUCUCGACGUCGGCUGCGGCGUCGGCGGCCCUGCUCGGGAGAUUGCCAAGUUCUCCGGCGCCCACGUCACGGGCUACAACAACAACGACUACCAGAUUCAACGCGCCACCCACUACGCCGCCAAGGAGGGAUUGUCGCACCAGGUCGACUUCGUCAAGGGUGACUUCAUGCAAAUGUCGUUCCCGGACAACACCUUCGACUACGUCUACGCCAUCGAGGCCACCGUCCACGCGCCCACGCUCGAGGGCAUCUACAGCGAAAUCUUCCGCGUCUUGAAGCCCGGCGGCGUCUUUGGCGUCUACGAGUGGCUGAUGACCGACGAGUAUGACAACGACAACCUGCACCACCGUGAGAUCCGCCUCGGCAUCGAGCAAGGAGACGGCAUCUCCAACAUGUGCAAGGUCGAGGAGGCCCUGGCCGCGAUGAAGACGGCCGGCUUCGAGAUGCUGCGGAACGAGGACCUCGCCGACCGCCCAGACCCCUCUCCUUGGUACUGGCCCCUGUCGGGCGAGCUGCGAUACAUCCAGUCCGUCGGCGACAUCUUCACCAUCCUGCGCAUGACCACCUGGGGCCGCACCAUCGCCCACAACGUCGCCGGCCUUUUGGAGAUGGUCAAGCUGGCCCCCGCGGGCACGAAGAAGACGGCAGACAGCCUCGCCCUCGCCGCCGACUGCCUCGUCGCAGGUGGCCGCGAGAAGCUCUUCACCCCCAUGUACCUCAUGGUUGGCCGCAAGCCUACCGCGUAG
Messenger RNA from Drechmeria coniospora, 1149 nucleotides. Its product is annotated as sterol 24-C-methyltransferase. Gene Ontology annotation, biological process: ergosterol biosynthetic process. Gene Ontology annotation, molecular function: sterol 24-C-methyltransferase activity. The record is from RefSeq and is a predicted model, not a curated record. Gene Ontology annotation, cellular component: endoplasmic reticulum. Bases 1 to 1149 code for a protein of 382 amino acids. NCBI's taxonomy places the organism in Eukaryota, Fungi, Ascomycota, Sordariomycetes, Hypocreales, Ophiocordycipitaceae. The transcript is spliced from 4 exons.